Messenger RNA from Scatophagus argus, 4889 nucleotides. RefSeq names its product myosin binding protein C1 (gene mybpc1). Lineage: Eukaryota; Metazoa; Chordata; Actinopteri; Scatophagidae. The coding region runs from base 248 to 4015 and encodes 1255 amino acids. The record is from RefSeq and is a predicted model, not a curated record. Gene Ontology annotation, molecular function: protein binding. The transcript has 35 exons.
GUCCCUGAUCCUCCUCUCCUCCCCCACUGAGAUUUCCAAACCGUAUCCCUGUGUCCUCCUCAUCUCCCAUCACUCUGGUUCAAGGGGUCCCAGAGCUUUUUGUUCUUCUGUCCUCAUCUCUCUUCCUCCUGGACAAGAGGCCAACCACGCGUUACCUGGUCCCCCUUAGAGACACAUUACUUUGAAGGCACCUACCUACCUACCUACCUGCACCAUUUGACGCUUUUUUCUUGGGACAAGGCUCAAGAUGCCAGAGCCCACAAAGAAAGACGAGACGCCAAACGGCCAGCCAGAAGAAAGUGUUGCCCCAGACAGUAGCGGUGCCCUGCCCCCACCUGGGAUUUCCCUGGAGGUUUCUCCACCCCCAGAGGCGGUAGCAGAGGGGAAAGAGCCAGUAGAGACUGAUGGGAAGAAAUCAGAGCCCACAGAGCCUGAACAAUUACAGGUUGUGGUGGCUCAGGAGACAGGCCCCACCGAGAAUGGGUCAAACCAACCGCAGACUGGUGGGGUAGGGGUAAAAGAGCAAGCAGAGUCUGGUAACUCUGCUGUGAAGGAAAUAGGCCCUUGCUCUCCCCCAGCACCUGAUGAUGAUGAUGCUGCAGCCACUACCCCAUCCCCAACACCCCAAGCAGAGAAUACCAAUACACCCAAGAAACUCUCAAUUGAGCUUCCCAAUGAUAGCGUCCCUGUGCCAGCCAUGGGGAGAAAAGACUCAGUGUGGUCUUUGGGAGAUGGCCAGCCCCCAGAGGACCUGGAAAAGCCCAUUGACACCCCACCGCUCUCCACCCUGCUGAUAGAGAAACCCCAGAGUGCCACAGUCACUGUGGGUGGAGACAUCACCUUUAUUGCUAAGGUAGAGGCCAAAGAUCUCCUCCGUAAACCCACUAUUAAGUGGUUUAAAGGAAAAUGGAUGGAUCUGGCCAGCAAGACAGGAAAGCACUUGCAGCUGAAAGAGACCUUUGACCGUAUGACCAAGGUACACACAUUUGAAAUGCACAUCAUCAAGGCCAAAGAAAACUAUGCUGGAAACUACAGGUGUGAAGUCAACUACAAGGACAAGUUUGACAGCUGUUCCUUUGACUUGGAAGUUAAAGAAGCUGAACAGGGCUCACAGAGUAUUGAUAUUCGAUCAGCUUUCAAAAGAAGCAGUGAAGGACAAGAAGAUGCAGGGGAGCUUGACUUUAGUGGUCUCCUUAAACAUAGAAAUCAAAGGGAGCCGAAACAGCAGGAUGAUACCCCAGAGGUCGAUGUGUGGGAGAUCCUUAAGAAUGCCCGACCAGAUCAGUAUGAGAAGAUUGCCUUCAUGUACGGCAUCACAGAUCUGAGGGGUCUGCUGCGGAGGAUGAAGAAGAUGCCGAAAGAGGAGAAAAAAAGUGAAGCUUUUGCAAAGAAACUGGAACCAGCAUAUCAGGUAGACAAAGGUGGAAAGAUCCGCUUGGUGGUCGACCUGGCAGAUCCUACAGUUGAGCUGAAGUGGUACAAGAAUGGGCAGGAAAUCAGACCAAGUCCCAAUCAAAGGAAGUAUAUUUUUGAGCAUAAGGGCACACAAAGGAUCAUGGUCAUCAACAACUGCUCCGUGAAUGAUGACGCAGCCUAUUCUGUAGCUGCGGGAGAUGAGAAGUGUUCCACAGAGCUGUUUGUUAAAGAGUUGCCGGUGAAGAUAGUUAAAGGUAUUGAGCCUGUGAAGACCACAGUGAAUGAGAGGAUUGAGCUGGAGUGUGAGGUGUCAGAGGAAGGUGCUCAAGUCAAAUGGAUGAAGAACGGCGUUGAGGUUCCAACAGGAGUGCGCUCCAGGUAUCGAGUUAAGUGUGAAGGAACCAAACACUAUUUGGUGAUUGAUGAUGCCUCCAGAGAAGACACUGGGACGUACUCCAUCAUGGCUACUGGUGGCACAUCUGAGGCUCAUGUACAGGUUGACUUGAAACCAUUGAAGGUGUACCAGGACCUGCAGGAUAUGACAGUGUUGCUGGGUCAACCUAUCAAGUUGCACUGUGAGAUUUACCCAGGCAAUGUCCCAGGUCGUUGGUACAGGAAUGGACAGCUCAUCCAACCCAGUGACCGCAUCAACAUCAUACACAGAAACAAGGUCCAUCGUCUUGAAAUUGAGACCAGCUCCCUUCAUGAUGCGGGAGAUUACACUUUUGUACCUGAGGGAUAUUCACAGAGCCUCUCUGCCAAAGUUCACAUCAUUGACCCACCGAGGGUGCACUUGGAUAGCCUUAACUUCCCAGACAACACGGUGACAAUUGUGGCAGGAAACAAACUUCGCUUGGAGAUCCCCAUCAGUGGAGAACCAGCACCCAGGGUGGUGUGGAUGAAGGGAGAAAGGGUGAUCCUUGAGUCAGGCAAUCGUGUCCGAGCUGAAACAUACGGUGACCAGACUAGCCUGACGAUUGACAUCACAGAGAGGGAGGACACCGGCAACUACAAGAUAGUCCUGCAGAAUGAGGCUGGGGAAGCCACAGCCAGCGUCAAAAUCAAGGUUGUAGACAUCCCUGACCCACCAGAGGCUCCCUUGGUCCCAGUGGUGGGGGGUGAUUGGUGCUCUAUGAUAUGGGAACCACCAAAAUAUGAUGGAGGUUCACCAAUAUUAGGCUACUUCAUUGAGAGAAAGAAAAAGCAGAGCUCCAGAUGGAUGAGACUGAACUUUGACCUGAUCAAAGAAACAUCAUUCGAACCCAAGAAGAUGAUUGAAGGAGUGCCAUAUGAAGUCCGGAUCUUUGCCGUCAAUGCUAUUGGUGUGUCAAAGCCCAGUGAGCCAUCCAAAGCCUUCACUCCUCUGGCUGUGACCAGUGAGCCCACCAUGCUGGUUGUGGAUGAUGUCACCGACACCACAGUGACCGUAAAAUGGCGUCCCCCUGAAACCAUCGGAGCUGCCGGUCUGGACGGAUAUUUGGUGGAGUACUGCGUAGAAGGAACUAAUGAUUGGGUGAUCUCCAAUAAGGAGCUGACAGAAAAGACAAGGUACACCAUCACUGGGUUGAGUCCAGGCUGUAAAAUCUUAGUUCGAGUCAAAGCCAUCAAUGCUGCCGGAGCCAGUGCUCCACGGACCCUUCAGCACUCCAUCCUGGUUAAAGAGGUUAUUGAACCACCCAAGAUCCGCGUCCCCAGACACCUGAAGCAGACAUACACUCGCAAAGUUGGAGAAACAGUCAACCUUGUUGUGCCAUUUUUGGGCAAACCCAGACCGAAGGUUACCUGGCUGAAGGAGGGCCAACCCAUAGAGCCUACGCACGUCAGUAUCCGCAAUACAGACUGUGACAGCAUCAUUUUCAUCCGUAAAGCAGAACGCAGCCACUCUGGAAAGUAUGAGAUGACUGUGCAGGUUGAAAACCAUGUGGACACAGCCAUUAUUGACAUACAAAUUGUAGACCUACCUGGGCCUCCUCUAAGUGUGACUAUUGAGGAUGUUUGGGGAGGUAAUGUAGCUCUGGUCUGGACUCCUCCAAAAGACAAUGGCAAUGCCCCGAUAACAGGCUACACAAUUCAAAAGGCAGACAAGAAGACAAUGGAAUGGUACACAUGCAUCGAGCACUACCAUCGCACCUGCAUCACCAUCUCAGAGCUGGUGGUUGGAAAUGAGUACUUCUUUAGAAUCUUUGCAGAGAACAUGUGUGGCCUAAGCGAAACUGCCACCCAAACCAAGAAAAGUGCCCUCAUCAUGAAAGAAGGCAUGCAGGUGAAAAUACAUGAAUAUGAAGACCAUGACUUCAAGGAGGCACCAAAGUUCACGCAGCCGCUGAUCAACACCUUUGCCAUUGCCGGCUACAAUACUACUCUUAACUGUAGCGUCCGUGCCAACCCAAGGCCCAAAGUGAUCUGGAUGAAGAACAAGAUGAUUAUCAUUGACGACCCACGCUACCGCAUGUUCAGCAACCAGGGAGUGUGUACACUGGAGAUCAGGAAGCCCAGCCCUUACGAUGGUGGCCUGUACACCUGCAAGGCCAUCAACGACCUGGGAGAGGCCCAAGUGGACUGCAAGCUUGAGGUCAAAGUCCAAACUCAAGAAUUGUGAAUGUAUGUUCUCAUAUAAGGAGGCUUCACCUUUUACGAACUCAUGCAACGCGGAGUGCCCCUACACCUGAUCGACCAGUACAUGAACGAGACGAAGGUUGUGGAGCAAGAGAAGUAAAAUUGAACAGAGUGCAACGAGACACUUUAUCUUUGCAGACAUGUGCCGCCACCAGUGACCCUCUUCUUUCACCUACUGAGGUCAGCGGCCUUAAGACAGAGGGAGAGAUGAUGGAGGGAUGGGAAGACAGUUGGACGGGGUGUAGAGGAGGGUGUACUGGUCUGUGGUGUGGCAUGCUGUGUGCAGAUUUGGGGCUAGUUAACAUAGGGGGGAAAAGCCAGUUCACAUCUUUGUCACCCUCUUUUGUUUGAAUGACUGUGUCAGCUCAGAUGCAUGUCAGCAAUGUUUUGGUUCUGGCUUUGAUAAGUACAUAUAGUGUGUAAAAAAAAACAUAUACAAAGCUCAUAUAUAGAACAGUGACACACAGCUUCAAUAUUUUUAUGUUGAUCCUCGCUGGGAGUGCCUGUUGAAUGCUAUAAUUUAUUUCUUGGCUCUGAAAGAAGGGAAUGGGGAUGUAUAAACAAAGGUUUGGCAUUGGUAUGGCAUGUCAGAACUUAUAUAUGGAAAAAUAGACAAGCGUAAUGUUGGACACAUGAAUGUGUAGACCCUCUCCCAUUAAUAUUUGUUUAUUUUCUGUGGAGGUUAUUUAUGUGUAAUACGUGAAAAAAUGUAGAGGUUUACACAGUCUGCAUGACAAAUUAUGUCUGUUUUGGUUUAUAUUGGGAUUGAGGCUUGAUGGACACUCAGUCAUGUGCGCAUGCAUUUACCUUUGUAAUUAAGACCCAUGGGUUACAAUAAAAAAGUAAUGUGAAAAAUU